Messenger RNA from Artibeus jamaicensis (Jamaican fruit-eating bat), 2075 nucleotides. RefSeq names its product gem nuclear organelle associated protein 7 (gene GEMIN7). NCBI's taxonomy places the organism in Eukaryota, Metazoa, Chordata, Mammalia, Chiroptera, Phyllostomidae. The record is from RefSeq and is a predicted model, not a curated record. The transcript is spliced from 3 exons. Gene Ontology annotation, cellular component: SMN-Sm protein complex. Bases 1360 to 1755 code for a protein of 131 amino acids. Gene Ontology annotation, biological process: spliceosomal snRNP assembly. Gene Ontology annotation, molecular function: RNA binding.
CAUUAACUGAAAACAGCCAGGGCCUUCUCUCCUUCCCUCUCUCUUUUAUUGCAAGACAUCCCCCUUCUUAAAAGAUUCAUUUUUAGAGAGAGGUGAAGGGAGGGAGAGAGGGAUAGAAACAUCAAUGUGUGGCUGCCUCUUGAGCACCCCCUACUGGGGACCUGGCUUGCAGCUCAGGCGUGUGCCCUGACUGGGAGUCGAACCAGCAACCCUUGGGUUCAUAGGCUGGUACUCAAUCCAGUGAGUCAGGGCUUUCUUGCUUGCUCGAUUUUUUGAAAAAAAGUAUUUCAUUUGUCUGCUGUUGCCAGUGUGUAUAAAGUAAUGAUCCUUGUGAAAUAAGAAUUCCUGAGGAUUCAGAGAUGUAGAUGUUAAGGACAAACGCAGAAGUUUGUAUAGCGUGGGGCAUGGGUCAGGGAUAAGCUUUCUGUCCAGACUUCACACUUAGCUCUCCCUGAGUAUUCCUGGGUUCAUCAGAAGUGGUUUGGAACACCUUCAAACAUUCAUUUCCCUGCAAAAAGGAACAGACUUUCUGAGGUCUGAGGGGAUUUGCACUUGAAUAUACUCCAGCCAGCGGGGGUACAGGUUGAGCAUUUUGCAGACCCAGUUGUUUCAGGUCUGCAGCUACCUGGGAAACCGCCAUGGGAUCGAGCCCAGCCUCUGGCUGGAGCUGUCGAGUCACUUUCCUUUUGCUUUCUUCCUUUUUUAAAUAAAAAGAUUUAAUGUACUUAUUUUUAGAGAGAGGGGAAAGGAGGGAGAGAGGGAGAGAAACAUGAUGUCUAAGUGAAACAGUGACCCUGCCCCUCUCACACCCCCAACCGGGGACCUACCCACAACCCAGGCACCUGCCCCGACUGGGAGUUGAACGCACGACCCUUUAGUUCACAGGCCGGCGCUCAUGAGCUACACCAGCCAAGGCCAAACCACUUUCUUCAUAGCAGUGAUUCUGGAGUCAUAGCAGAUCAGUCUUUGGGGGGUUCCUUUACAGAGGAGGGGACCAGGCCACAGAGAGCAGUGCAGUUGCUGAACCGAGGGUUCUUCUCUCUUUCUCCUCCUGUCCCCAAAGCCAGCAUUUCCAGGCCGAAGUGCCUGCUGUGUUCCAGGGGAGGGCUAAAUAUUCCACACGCGGUCCCCAGGACAACCAAGGGAGGUCAGUCCUCCCUUCAUUCCCUUUUACAGGUGGGAAACCAAGGCACCGAACGGUUGAGCUUUGCCCCAGGUCACACAAGGAUGCUAAUAACGAUUCGGGUACCUUGGGAGGAGGUAGUUUAAGACUCUGCAGACGUCCUGGCCUUCAUCAGACAUUUCUCCUCGAGUUUUAACAGCCGUUGAUGAUUUUAACUGUCAUUCUAGGCCUGGACAAUGCAGACUCCACUGACCAGUCCUGUGCCUGUACUCCGGCUCCCCCGGGGUCCUGAUGGCUUGAGCCGAGGCUUUGCCCCUGAUGGACGUCGGGCCCUCCUGAAGCCAGAGGUUUCUGAAACCCCAGAGUCCCCCAUAGUUCACGAAUCUCGGGAAUCCCGGGAGCAGCGAGCCCGAGCCACGCUCCGGGAGCGCUACCUCCGCAGCUUGCUGGCCAUGGUGGGUCGCCAGGUCAGCUUCACCUUGCAUGAGGGCGUGCACGUGACUGCCCAGUUCGGAGCCACGGACCUGGACGUGGCCAACUUCUAUGUGUCGCAGCUGCAGACUCCCAUAGGUGUGCAGGCGGAGGCACUGCUCCGGUGUAGUGACAUUAUUGCAUACACCUUCAAGCUAUAAAGACAUUACUGUGGUCACCUUCUGCCUUAGGCCUGGCCACAGAUUCCCAGGCCUCCCACUGUCCUGGAUCUCUGGGCCCCAUAGAGUUUGGAACUUCCUUGGAAUUUUGAGCUGAUCUCCAAGCAACUUUGGCUUUUUCGGAUCUCCAGGGUCUAGUCAGUAAAAUUCUGCAACCCCAGGAGUUCUCAGUCCCAUGGAAAGGAAUGCUUGACCUCGAAGACCUCUGAACUCUACAGAAAUGUGGACCUCCAGCCAGUUCCUAAGGACGGGGUGGGCUGGGCUGGGGGAGGGGCAGUGGGAAUAAAGGAAGGUAAAUUGCA